Messenger RNA from Pezoporus occidentalis (night parrot), 5744 nucleotides. It is a transcript of the gene FHDC1, whose product is annotated as FH2 domain containing 1. The record is from RefSeq and is a predicted model, not a curated record. The transcript has 12 exons. NCBI's taxonomy places the organism in Eukaryota, Metazoa, Chordata, Aves, Psittaciformes, Psittacidae. Gene Ontology annotation, cellular component: actin filament. The coding region runs from base 319 to 3726 and encodes 1135 amino acids. Gene Ontology annotation, biological process: actin filament polymerization.
GUGAGACGGCAGCGGUUGUACCUCGGGUCCGGCCGAGCUGCCCGCCGCCGCGGCGGCGCUUGAAGGGUGCUACGAAGUAAGGGUCUCCUCGGGCACCUGGGCGCGCUGCCCGACUUCCGUGAGCACCCUGGCCGCGCGUCCGCUCCGGAUUGAGAACAGGACGGUAAGGUUGCGAAGAUGGUACAGUCCCCUCUCCUGUUGCUGAUGCUGGCAGACUAGAGUUUGAGAGCGCGUGAAAUCUGUUGCUGCUGCACUCACUAUUCAAUGUUUCAAACCGAUCCAAGGAAGUAACACUCUCCUCUUUGGAGAGGCCAUAAAAUGCAUGUUAUGAAUUGUCUCUCCUUGGUCAAUGAUAAAGAAAAUGGGGCUAUUCCAGUCACAACGGGAUUAAUGAACGAGGAUACGACAACAGCACCUCAGCUUUCUCAGCCUGCAGCACCGCUGCCCCCUCCGCCAUGUCCCCUCGCAGGGGCACCCGCAGCCCCUCCGCUCCCCCCGGGGAUGCCACCACCACCACCACCUCCUCCUCCACUGCCUGGGCCAAAUGUACCUCUGCCUCCACAGCUGAUAAAUGGGCACGACAGCCACGGCAAAAAGAAACGGAUGCGGAGUUUUUUCUGGAAAACCAUCCCUGAGGAGCAAGUCCGUGGUAAAACCAAUAUCUGGACGAUUGCUGCAAGACCGCAGUAUCAGAUCGACACAAAGACAAUUGAGGAGCUUUUUGGGCAGCAGGAAGAAACCAAGCCCCAGGACCUCCGAAGUCGGUCUUUAAAGUCUUCAUUUAAAGAGACUAAAGAGGAGGUUUCCAUUUUGGAUGCAAAAAGAAGUAUGAACAUUGGGAUAUUUCUCAAACAGUUCAAAAAGUCUGCUGAAUCCAUCAUUGAAGAUAUUUAUCAUGGAAGAAGUGAGCCCUAUGGUUCUGAACUGCUGCAUGAAUUUCUUAAAUUAUUACCAGAAGCAGAAGAGGUAAAGAAAUUAAAAGCCUUUGAUGGAGAUGUAUCAAAACUGUCUCAAGCUGAUUCCUUCAUGUAUUUACUAAUCCAGGUGCCAAACUACGCUCUUAGGAUUGAAGCCAUGGUGCUAGAGAGGGAAUUCUCACCCUCCUGUGCUUCUCUACAGGAUGACAUGAAAAUUAUAAGACGGGCAACAAAAGAGUUAAUGACUUGUGAGGAACUGCAUUCCAUAUUGCACUUGGUCCUUCAGGCUGGGAAUAUUAUGAAUGCGGGAGGUUAUGCUGGCAACGCUGUUGGAUUUAAACUCUCGUCACUGCUCAAGCUGGCGGACACAAAAGCAAACAAACCUGGGAUGAGUCUGCUGCAUUUUGUUGCUCUGGAAGCCCAAAAGAAAGAUGCUGCUCUUCUUAGCUUCUCAGAAAAAAUUAGGGAUGUUCAUGAUGCCGCCAGGUUAUCCGUUGAUAAUAUAGAAGCAGAGCUCCACUCGCUGUCUUUCAAGGCAAGAUCUGUUAAAGACAGCAUUCGGCGAGACCCAAAACUCUUUCACCAGAUGGAAAGCUUUCUCCAGUUUGCUGUAAGACAUCUAAAGGAGCUUGAACACCAGAAACAAGAAUUACAAAAGGAGGGAAAUGCUCUUAUUGACUUUUUCUGUGAAGACAAAGAAACUAUGAAGUUGGAUGAAUGUUUCCAGAUAUUCAGGGAUUUCUGCAUAAGAUUCAACAAGGCUGUUAAGGAAAAUAGGGAACGAGAGAUCCAGGAACUUCAUAAUCUGCAAAGGCGAAAGGAGCUGGAGGAGAAGCGUCGAUCCUGGGCAGCUGGAGAGCUUGGGAGCUUUGGGCGGAGCAGCAGUGAAAAUGAUGUGGAGAUGUUGGCCAAAAAAGGACUUGAAGAAUUUCUUCCCUUCUUGCAGCAGAGAUCGCAAAGCCCUUCGUACAGAAACCCCAAUUCUAGACGCUCUCGACUUUCUUUGGGGAUUACUGCAGACAGGGAGUUGCAGAGUUUCCUAGAAAUCUCAAAAGAUGAGGAUCCAAACAAGUUUAACAGCCUUCCUCGUGCAAAUACCCGACAAGCAAGACCAAAUGUAGCCUGGACUGAAUCCAAAGAAACAAGAGAUCUCAACUUAAAUACAUUGCACUUAGACCAACAGUCUGAAAUUGAAGUGAAAAGUGGUGGCCUACUCCAGGUUCCUCCAGCUCAGCCCAGUCACUUCAGCAGCUCAAGCGGUCCUGGUACCCGUUACUCACAAAGAAGCACCGACUACAGUGUGCACACUGCCAAUGUGUCCUGCGAGGAGUCCACAGAUAUAAAUGCUCUGGCCCUUGCAAUUGAGGAGCGUGAGCUUGUUAAAGGAUUACAUAAAUUUGAUAUUCAAGGAUCGAAGCCUGCAGAGGAAACACCUUUAAUCUAUUUGGAGGAUGCUGGUGGAACAGACCUGGAGACUCUAGAUGAUCUAAGCUUUCAUUCCCUUAGCACUGCCGAUGAUGACCUGCCUCCAGCUUGCAGAAGUUCCAGAGAGGCCCGUGACCAUAAAGCCAAAGCAGUGGGUUGCAAGAGUGAAGCUUCAGAGCCCAGCAGUAGCAGCCCCGUAUCUAUGGAUACAAGCGUUUCAGGAAGCAGGGAAGAUGGGCCGAUGUUCUAUGUGUCAGACACAACAACUGAUUGUUCUUUGACACUGGACUCUGAAGAGGGAAAUGACUUUAAAUCUGCAGGCAAUGAAAUAAGAAUUGGGGCUGGCAAAGCACGCUCUUCUGGGAAUAAUGCUCAAUACAGGGCUAGAACAUUCUUCUCAAACAUGAAUUCUGCUUCUGCCAAGGAUCUUCACACUUCGGCAAAUGAUAAGGAUGAUGCCAAUAGCAAGCAUGCCCUUCCUAAAGAAAAGCCCAUAAAAAACAGAGACUCAGCAGGACCAAAGAGAAACUCUCUGAAAGAUAGAUCUCCAAGCUCCUCGAAGUCCAGUGGCACUCGCUCUAGCCACACAGCUCCUUCCAGGCCUGUAAGAACUUUGAAUGCCUCUGAGAAUGAAAGUAUGAGGAAAGUGGUGCCCAUUUCUCGGUCAAACAGAGCACCGAGCAGUGUGAAAAAGCCAGAAGCCAAGCCAGCACCUCGUGAAACUAGCACAGUGGAAAGCCGGCUCUCGCACCGCAGCUCUGUCCGAGGCACAACAGACACACUGCCAAGAAGUCCUUACAGGCACAGCAUGUCAGUAGAAGAGCCAAGGUUACAAAGAGGCACUUUCACCUCGAGCAGUGCCCAUUUUGAGAGGGACAGAGUCUCUCUUAAGAAGCCAAGCUCUAAACCUGUUAGGAGUAAUGUCAAAGCAAAGACAGAUGAAAUAAAGAUGUGUCGCUCCAGUGUAAAACCCCAGACCCCUACAGAUGACACCAAGGUUGCCACAGUCAGUGUUCCCAAAACACCAUCUGCUGUCCCAAACUUUGCAAGGAAUACAGUGGCUUCUUCUUCAAAGCGUGCGAAAGUGGAUCUGUCCACCUCAUCCAGACCUCCAACCAUCACAAGGUCUGUGUCCCAGCGGCUGCCUAAAGCGAAGCCAGCAGUGACCUCUGAUGAUCCAAGUCCAAAGGAGAACAAUGUGAGUACCUUAAAGAGAGCAAGUAGUGCCAGAGUGGUUGGAAGAAGCAUCCUGCAGGGAGAAGCCGUCAGCACUAAAGUAGAGCCUGCACCGAAGGAGCAAGGAGCAGGGGAGAAGGCCUCUCUUAAACUGAAAGAUGCAAACCGGACUGCGAUUGGUAAAAUAUUGAAGCCAUUACUGAAAUAAGGGAGAGGGGUUUUUUGACUCGUGGAAUGUGAACUCUUGUUCAAGCACUGGAUGUCUGUAUGGUGAAAUUCCUUGAAAACAGUAACACUGUUGCUAAGCAUCAUCGUGUGCUCUUUGAAAUUCAGCACACCGUUGGAAAAGGGCAAAUAGUUGUGUUCUGGUCUAAAUCCUUUUUUAUGAAUCUGAAUGUAUUUGAAGCUACUGUGAUGGAACGCGAGCGUACCAGCAAAUCUGUGCAUAUUUGUCAUACAGAAGGUCACCAAAAGCCAAAUUUUUUAAGAAGUUAAACUACAAGAUGAAAAGCUUUGUGACAGGAAACAUGGAUAAAGGCCAGUUUUUGUGUACAUAAGAUUCUUCCUAAGACUCAAGCCUUUGUGAGGGUUGGUUCCUUAUUCAAUGUCAAAGUGAAUCCUGUGGAACAGUACUGAAAAUGAACUUAGGUGAUUGUGUUUUCCUUUGCUUUUCGGUUCCUUGGAUUUGGGAACUCUUUUUGCCUGUUGCGAAGUCCAUUGCUGGCAAUUGGACAGACUGAGGACUGCUGGCCAAAAAAUAGUAAAACAAAACAUUUGCUGUUUGUGGCUGUCCUUAACCUCACUGAAGAAUUUAUAGCAUGUUGUAUGAAUGUAUGUGUGUCUGGAGAAGGCUUUCUGCUGGACAGGAGGCUUAUUCUCCAAGAAUGUGGCAGCGUUGUCUUGCAUGCCCAAGUAGAUAUGGCUAGUGCUGCAUCGAGUAGCAUGGCUGGAAGCUGUGCCUAUUGCAGGGCCAUCAGUAACCAUUGGGAUAAUGACUACUCCUGACCUGUUUCGGUCACAAGCAAACUCGCCAGCUUUUGGUCAUACAGAAGUGCCAUAUUUAUGAUACAUAUCAAGGAUGUUUGCAGUUCAGCUCUGGAAGGCUGCGAUGUAGUGCUGAGCACUUUCUUACCAUUCCAUGUUUCCACUGGUUUAUCUACUACCAAAUUACUUGAAUGUUGCAAUGGCUCUGAUUGAGCCAUGAGUUUCCCUGCCUCCUCGUCCUCCUCUCCCUGUCAACAUGAAUAUUUAGCAUGAAACACAGAGCUUAUGCAUGCCUAUGUUUUUGUAGACUUCCUUUGUUGCUUCGAAUGUGGUUUUUAAUGUUUUAAAGACUCUAAGGGAUGAAUUAAGCUAGUAUUUGAUAAGCUUUUUACAAAAUAAAAGCAUCUCUUUUUUCCUGCAGAUACAAAUUUUAACUCCAGUCAGACUAAGGUACAGAGAAUGAGGGAAAACUUGUUCAGCAUGCCGUGCAUCUUCCCAAGAGAAAUAUAUGUAGGCGGGGAAACUGAUUGCUGUUCUCCCAAGCAUCCUACUUAAAGAGUUGCUUUUUCAUUCACUUAUGAAUGAAGCCUCAUUUAAGAAUAAAAUGGAAAAUAAAAGGAAAAUCUCUUUGGACAAGUGGCAUUGACUUACUGUGGUCAAUCUGUUUGUCUGCUCUAUCCCUCAGUGCCAGGAGAGCAUAACUCAGUGAGAAUGAGCCAUUUAAUUGCUCACAUGUUUCUCAUGGACUAGUAUCAGGCCCAACUAACUUUGUGAUUUGAAUCUGGUAAAGGGCCUUUAGCUUUUCCCACAUACCAGCAAAUUUGGAUGCAGACAUCAUACCCAAACCCUGCUAAGUAUUACACAGGGCCUCUUCUUUGAGACUGUCCCACAAGGAAAACUUACAUAGCCCACUUUUCAGCAAGGGCAAACCUUUGCUUGAAACCCUGUAAGCUUUUUGGAUACUGCCUCCGCUGUGGCUUAGAUACAAAAGCAUCUCCCUUAUUUGUAUCUGUGUGUAUGUAUGCACAUCUGCAAGAGCAGAUGAUUGACUUUUUUCCCUUUUUUUUUUAACGAAAAAAAACAAAAAAUUAUUGGUAGCAAGCUUGAAAAAUAAUUUAAAUGUGUUUGGAACAUGUAAAUAAAUUUCUAUAAAUCUGUGUAAAAGAGAACUGAAUGUAUUUAAUGGAGCAUUUAUACAUUUCGGAGUAACUCAGUAGUUUAAUAAAGUUCCCAUUUACUGGG